AUGGGCUCCCGACUUCACAAUGCCCCCAUAGUCCUCGACAAUGGCAGCGGAACUAUACGCGCAGGCUUCGCCGGCCAGGACCUACCAAAAUGCUUCUUCCCAUCUUUUGUCGGCCGGCCGAAACACAUACGAACAAUGGCAGGUGCGCUGGAAGGCGACGUGUUCAUUGGACCACAGGCACAACAGUAUAGGGGGCUUUUCAAGAUCAACUACCCAUUAGAGCACGGCAUUGUCACGGACUGGGACGACAUGGAGCGAAUAUGGCAAUACGUAUAUACGGAAGAGUUGAAGACCGUUAGUGAAGAUCAUCCCGUGCUCCUCACAGAACCGCCGUUGAACCCUCGGGAGAACCGCGAUACGGCCGCACAGAUACUGUUCGAGACGUUUAAUGUGCCUGCUCUGUACACGUCGGUGCAAGCCGUCCUCUCGUUGUAUGCAUCAGGAAAGACGACCGGUAUAGUCCUCGACUCUGGUGACGGUGUGUCGCAUGCGGUGCCUGUGUUCCAAGGCUUUGCUAUUCCCAACAGCAUUAGGCGGAUUGAUGUAGCGGGCAGGGACGUCACCGAGCACAUGCAACAGCUGCUACGAAAAGGUGGGCGGGUGUUUCACACAAGCGCAGAGAAAGAGACGGUCAAGGACAUCAAGGAGAAGGCUGGCUACGUCGCAUUGGACCCCGCAAAGGAAGAGAAGGAAUGGUCAGGCGCGGCGCGGUCGGACAACAAGAGCAUUGAGUACACUCUACCAGACGGACAGAAGCUCAAGGUUGGCGCGGAACGUUUCCGAGCACCGGAGAUUUUGUUCAAUCCCGAGAUCAUUGGUCUUGAGUACCCUGGCGUGCACCAGAUCGUGGUCGAGGCCAUUCACCGGACGGACAUGGACCUGCGGAAAGCGCUCUACGGCAACAUCGUGCUGUCUGGAGGGUCCACGUUGACAAAGGGCUUCGGAAACAGACUGCUCCACGAGGUGCAGCGGUUGGCGGUGAAGGACAUGCGCAUCAAGAUCCUCGCACCCCCUGAGCGGAUAUACACUACGUGGACGGGCGGCAGCAUUCUUGCGGGUCUGAGUACAUUCAAGAAGAUGUGGGUUGAAAAGGAUGAAUGGCAGGAGAACCCGGACAUCAUCCACACCAAGUUCGCAUAG
This is a messenger RNA of Didymosphaeria variabile, 1140 nucleotides long. RefSeq names its product centractin- actin- protein of the dynactin complex (gene ARP1). The coding region runs from base 1 to 1140 and encodes 379 amino acids. Lineage: Eukaryota; Fungi; Ascomycota; Dothideomycetes; Pleosporales; Didymosphaeriaceae. The record is from RefSeq and is a predicted model, not a curated record. The transcript is spliced from 4 exons.